Messenger RNA from Batrachochytrium dendrobatidis JAM81, 963 nucleotides. RefSeq lists its product as uncharacterized. The transcript has 4 exons. The record is from RefSeq and is a predicted model, not a curated record. The coding region runs from base 1 to 963 and encodes 320 amino acids. NCBI's taxonomy places the organism in Eukaryota, Fungi, Chytridiomycota, Chytridiomycetes, Rhizophydiales.
AUGACAAUACUGACAGGGUUAGCAGUCACUGUACUGCAAGUCAAACCUGUUGCAUCGAGCCAAUCCCGCACAUUUAAAAUGACCACUGCGUUGAGGAUAUUCGCUAUAAAUCUUCCGUCUGAAUAUAUUGCAUGUGUCCAAAUUAUCCUUAUUAUUGGGUCAAAUAUUCAAAGCAGGCAUAUGAGACUAUUCCUAGCUAUUGCAAACAACAUUUUUUAUCCAACAACGCUUGGAUAUAUGUUACUCCAAACCAAAAUUAUGCGACUGUUUCUAUACGAUCAUUUGAAGAAAUUUGUUUGGAGAUUUCAAGUUAUGAUUAUAUUUCUUUACGCUACAUGCACACCUCCGUUAUGGCUCUAUAGGAUAGUCUUUGAUGAUUUUGGACCACCAGGAAGCUUUUGGUCAGUAUAUUCUUACUUUGGUCUAUCCUACUUACUGAUCGUACUGCUUUACGAUAUGGCCCAAAGUAUUUACGCCCUAUACUAUCUGGCUCAAGUUGUCAUCCAAAUGUACACUAAAGCAUUGCCAUCUACAGUGCUCACAGAAACAAUCAAAAAAGGGAUUUAUUUCAAUCAGAUCAUUCUUAGCAUUUUUAUUUCAGCCACAGUGCUUUCCGAUAUAGUGCUUAUCAUCCUUAUCAUGAUACCUUUACCCGAGAAUUCAACCAAAGAUAUUUUAUCGCGCGUUCAGACGGCUUAUACCCAGAUUGCAGUUGGCUUGGGCACAUUGCAUGCAAUAAGAGGAACAAUUGUAUUGGAGCGAAUGAGGGACUUCAAAAACAUUGCAGAAGCUUACAAAUCACUUGGCAUGCAAAAAUCAGUUGAAACCUCUGCUAAAAAGUUUAUAGCCGAUGAAAUCACAGAAGUUUACCAAGUUGCACGGCCAACUAUAAACUAUCCUUCUGCUCAUGCAACAAUGAGCGACAUAUCUGUGGAACUAGAUAUGGAUACGCAAAAUAAGUAG